GCAGCUGCAGCUCUGCCUGGGAACUUCCGUAUGCUGCGGGAGUGGUCCUAAAAAGAAAAAAAAAAUCUUAAAAAAGGCCACCUCAGGCAAGUGGUAAAGACCCUGCCCUUCCCCCACUCGAGUCUGCCUCUCAACUGUGACCUCAUCGCUGACAUCAUCUGCCCUACGGCUGGCCCUGGAGAAGGGCAGCUGCCAACCCCGUGAGAGCCAGGUGGCUGCAGGGCUACGCUGGGAGGCAGUGUCCACAGGACGUGGGUGACAGGCCAUCACUGGACAUCUACCGGUCCCUGCGCUUGGGGUGCUCAGCGCUUCUAUCUAGGCUUCUUCAGGUCCUAGGGAGCCCGGCCUGCUGUCUGCUCUCCAGGAAAGAUGGCACGGGCUGGGGAAGAAGCCGGGGACAGUCGGCUGGUGUCUGGACGGGAGCCACGAUCACGCAUCAUCAGAGUGUCUGUCAAGAGCCCACAAGACUGCCAGGAAUUCCUGCUGGCAGAAAAUAGCAGCAUCCGCCACUUUAAGAAACAGAUCUCCAACCGCCUUCAGUGUGACGCGGACAGACUGGUGCUCAUCUUCUCCGGAAAGAUCCUCCGGGACCAAGAUCUACUGAGCCAGCGGGGCAUCCUCGAUGGCACGACGGUCCACUUGGUGGUGAGGACCCAUGGGAGAGGGACUCUGCCCGCUCCUGGCACCCUGCUGGGCCCCACCCUCCGCUGCGCUCCCCGUGCCGAACCGUCCACCUGGGAGAGGCUGUGCCGCCUGGCCCGGAGCUCUCCCGACCUGGCCAACUUCCUUGGCCAGCUGGCUCAGCUCCUGACGGCUAUGCCUGAGUCUGCAGGGCAUCUCUUGGAAGACCCUAUGGUCCAAGGCCUGGCAAAUGAGAAACCAGCCAAUGCCGGCCCUGUCCCUGCAUCUUCGAGGCCAGUACAGAAACCGGGGCCAGUUCUGAAGGCCCUGGGAGACCGGCAGAACCUGGCCCAGCAACAGGAACCCCUGCCGGCAGACAGGCAGGGGCUGGAGGCCUUGAAGGCAGUGCCAGGCGGUGACAAUGCCAUGCGCCUGGUCUGCUCUGACAUCCAGCACCUCAUGCUCUCCACUCUGGCCCCACUGGUGGCUUCCAAAGGCCACAGCCCAGGUUCAGAGGCUUGCAGAGGGGGAGCCAGUCCUCACAGCGUUACUAACACCACAACCUCUGCACCUGCCAGGCCGUUGGCACAGGAAGUCAGUACAGGCAUAGCUGCCCAGGCCAGGGGCCUGGUUUCAAACCAGGCCAGUUCGGGAUGCAGGACCGGAGCAUCAGACUUGUACUCGGCCCAGGGGAGCCAGCAGCCCAUCGAGAAAGCCCCUCCCGCCAGUCACCUGAGCCCGCCCCCCACUGCCUUGCGCAGAGCCUUCCACGUCCUGCAGCGGAACCCAGCAUUGCUCCAGCAGCUGGCCCCGGACAGCCCCCUUCGACAUCAGAUGCCACCCCUUCCCAUACUCACCAACCCACGGGCACUGCAGGCCUUGAUACAGAUAGAAAAGGGCCUGCAGAUACUGUCCCAGGAGGUGCCCGGGUUGGGACCUUGUUUAUGGGGUCCAGGCAGGCCACACGGGGCUACAAGCGCUUCUGAACCCAGGGCCGGAGGGCAGGGUCCUAGAGCAGACCCUGUGCAGCCCACCUUGGCCGUUCUUCAGCUCCUCCACGCUCUGGCCAGUGUCUGCUCCCAGUCCACCCUGUCCUCACGCCCCCUCACUGAAGGGCCCUACCAGCAAGAACUGGAGCAUCUGAAGGCCAUGGGUUUUGCCAACCGUGAUGCCAAUCUUCAGGCCCUCAUGGCCACAGGCGGAGACAUCCAUGCCGCCGUUGAGAGGCUGCUGGGGGUACCAGAGGCCUAGGGCCCCCCAGCUGAUGGCCACAAUGCACCACCCCCUGGAGGGCAGGGAGGAGAGGAAGGGGGAGGGGAGGAAGGGGAGGAGCUUAUUUUGGGAAUUCCUCCUGCUCAGAUCACGUGCACCCUCGCAGAGCCGAGCCGCCUCUCACAGCCCAAGCCUGUUCUGCAUUAAAAAAGAUUGCUUGGAUCUUGUGCGUGGUGUCCCUUUGGGGGGCAGGUGGGCAAAGAGAAUGUUGUUUGGUGGGGGGGCGGGGAUCGAUCCUGUUCCAUGGUCUUGGGUCUGGGUUCACCCAUUCUCACACCCAUAAUCUCAGAGUAUUUUCCAAAUGUGAACAAGAGGUAGGGAAAUAGAGUAUUUUUGUUUUGUUUUGUUUUGUUUGUUUUGUAGUAUCUUGAUUCCUGCCCAGUUGGCAGCCCAGUUCCCUAGCAAUUCUUCUAUCAUCACUAGAGCCCACCCCUGGUACAACUCUGGGGUGAAGGAACCCUGGCUUUUGUUGCCCUGGGAAGCCGUGAGUUUCUUUGGAGUCUCAGAAUGCCACUCCCUGCCUGACCAUGUUUUUCUUCUUGAGGUCCAGUCUCUUGAAAUUGCAGAAAAGAUAAGUUUAACUUCCCUUUCAGGGCUCUUCCUUUGCUAGCGACCCAUGCCAGGGUCCUGCUCUUAGGAGGGUGACUUCUGCUACUUCAGAAGCUCCAUCCUUUGCUCCUAUGCAGGCAUUUCUUCAUGCUGCAAAAUGUGGGACUCUGCUGUCUUAUCAGCUACAGAAUUUAAUUUUUCCUUUUGUCUCUGAGUUUCUUUGCAGUGUCUGCCUCCCCUCCCAGGGGCCAUGUUUCACCAUCCCCUGCAGUCGGAGACAUGUCCCCAGUCCAGAGCGGAAGCUUUCUCAAAAUCAUUGCUCAUUCCUAAUCUUCCAAAAUUUUUCUACGGAACUUGAUACACUGACCCCCUUUUUAAAAAAAAACCAUCCGGGACUUCCCAUCGUGGCGCAGUGGUUAACGAA
Molecule: messenger RNA, 2866 nt
Organism: Sus scrofa (pig)
Lineage: Eukaryota; Metazoa; Chordata; Mammalia; Artiodactyla; Suidae
Product: ubiquilin-1-like
Biological process (GO): ubiquitin-dependent protein catabolic process
Cellular component (GO): cytosol
Molecular function (GO): polyubiquitin modification-dependent protein binding
Source: RefSeq, a predicted model, not a curated record